AUGCCCCGCAGAAAGAUGCCUGAUGCGAAGGACCGCCGGAAGCGCCAGAAUGCCGACGCUCAGCGGGCAUACCGCGCGAGGCAGAAGACUAAGGUUCGGCAUCUGGAGCAGAUGGUCGCCGCUGCGUGGGUAACGCAAGAACCAGCAGCGCAAGACUGCGUUAAGGAGGUUUCGGUUUGCCCUCCUACUCGUUAUACGGUAGCCGAGCCAUCAAACGACAAGAUGGAGGCAUAUACCGCUUCAUGCAAUCUUACAGCUUCGGAUAUUUACCGGGCGUUACUAUCCCUCUCAGCGCAUGAAAAUAAGAAAGGUUGGGGCAUCAUGGUGAGGGAGAACUUUACACUUCGUGACGUUGUCAAGUACGGGUUGAUAAACAUGGGAUACUCCAUGGAUUCGGUACUGUACGAGAGUGCCUUGUCACUGUCAUCGCGUGAGUGGAUCGCAGCCGUGAAAGCGCGGUGCGUUAGUGUCGAUAUGCGGCAGGUCGUCGUUGCUGGCCUUACGAUACUGGCGCAUCUUACGGCACCGACCGACCAGCCGGCGCUCGAAUGGCUCCAGCCAACUCAUCCCAGACCCCCCAGAAAUGUCAUUCAUCUAAGUCCGAUGUCGUACGCGUCGGCAAUGCGUGCGAUAGCAGCUCAGCUCAGUAUAACGACAGAGUAUUUGAUGGACGAGAACGCGCAGUCGCUGUUCUGCAGCACUGCACAUAGCAGCCUGAGCGGGUACGACAACGACUCGAGCGACGAUGACGCGGCUCUUGAAAAGAUCACCCCGGAUCUGAGGCCGACUUUCAUCCAGCGGUCUCGGGCUCAUCAUCCUUGCUUCGACUUGAUGCCUUGGCCAUCUUUCCGAUCCAACGCCAUCGUACUCGCUUCCGGGGCCUCACCCCAGAUAGAUGAGGAUGACCUCUGUAUCGACAUGCUGGGCGGGGGAGUUCAAUGCUGGGGCUCCGCAAUGGGCUCCAUGCAUGGACGUGGAAACGGUGUGCCGUGGGAUGGCCGCAGCUGGGAAGCAAUGCCAUGGUUCCUGGAGAAAUGGAAAGGAGUUAUAGGGGAUGAUAAAGACGGCAUGAUACAGACUAGUGCUUGGUGGAGGAGUUUGCGGGGUUGCUAA
Messenger RNA from Colletotrichum abscissum, 1113 nucleotides. RefSeq lists its product as uncharacterized. The record is from RefSeq and is a predicted model, not a curated record. Gene Ontology annotation, molecular function: DNA-binding transcription factor activity. The transcript is spliced from 2 exons. Gene Ontology annotation, biological process: regulation of DNA-templated transcription. The coding region runs from base 1 to 1113 and encodes 370 amino acids. Lineage: Eukaryota; Fungi; Ascomycota; Sordariomycetes; Glomerellales; Glomerellaceae.